Suricata suricatta (meerkat) is the source of this 727-nucleotide messenger RNA. It is a transcript of the gene MRPS28, whose product is annotated as mitochondrial ribosomal protein S28. NCBI's taxonomy places the organism in Eukaryota, Metazoa, Chordata, Mammalia, Carnivora, Herpestidae. The record is from RefSeq and is a predicted model, not a curated record. Gene Ontology annotation, cellular component: mitochondrial small ribosomal subunit. The coding region runs from base 39 to 620 and encodes 193 amino acids. The transcript has 3 exons.
UUGCGGAGGGGUGUAAGGUCAGAGGUUUCGGAGCCGUCAUGGCGGCACUGUGCCGGUCCCGUGCAGUAAUUGCCGAGAGCCAUUUCCUGCGAGUGUUUCUCUUCUGUCGGCCCUGCCGAGGCGCAGGAACUGAGAGUAGCUCCGGGAGUGAGAGUUCCGAUUCCACAGAGCCUAAAAGAGGGCCAGGCGGCUUCGCGAACGCUUUGGAGCGGCAUUCAGAGCUGUGGCGGAAGGCGGAGCUCCGUCCGAAGAAAGGCUCUCCAAAAAAUGUGGAAUCCUUUGCUUCUAUGCUGAGACAUUGUCCUCUUACACAGAUGGGACCUGCCAAGGAUAAAGUAGUUAUUGGACGAAUCUUUCAUAUUGUGGAGAAUGAUCUUUAUAUUGAUUUUGGUGGCAAGUUUCAUUGUGUGUGUAAAAGACCAGAAGUAGAUGGAGCGAAAUACCAGAAAGGAACCAGAGUCCGACUGCGGCUAUUAGAUCUUGAACUUACGUCUAGAUUCCUGGGAGCCACCACAGAUACAACUAUACUUGAGGCUGAUGCGGUUCUCUUAGGACUCCACGAGGGUAAAGACGCCAAAUCAAAAGAGGAGCAUCACGAAUCACAAAUAAACGUCGCUUAAUGCGUUCACUCCUUUUUUGUUGAAUCCAGAUAUUCAUCAAGAAUGCAAUUAGAAAAUUGUAAAUAAAUGAUUGGAAGAAGACACAAUAAACUAAAGCUAUAAUUGUA